GGAUACAGUCUUCUUUAUCAAUGGCAGGAGCUAAUUCUGUUCAGGCAGUUUAAUAGACAACGACCGGUGUCCUUCAACCUUUAACUCACACAUGCGCACCAGAGACAUUCUCUUUCUCGGUGGACACAAUGGCGGACGCAGAAAAGAAGGUUCCGGCGGUCCCGGAGAGCCUCUUAAAAAGGCGGAAGGCCUUCGCCACUAUGAAGGCCAUGCGUAUCAAGAAGAUGCUUGCCGAAAAAAAAACUCGCAAGGUGACCAGGCACCUGAUCUACAAGAGGGCUGAGAAGUACCACAAGGAGUACAGGGAGAUGUACCGGCGUGAGAUCCGUAUGGGGAGGACGGCCCGCAAGGUCGGGAACUUCUACGUCCCAGCGGAGCCCAAGCUGGCCUUCGUAAUCAGGAUCAGGGGUAUCAACGGUGUCAGCCCCAAGGUGCGCAAGGUCCUCCAGCUCAUGCGUCUGCGUCAGAUCUUCAACGGAGUCUUCGUCAAACUGAACAAGGCUUCCAUCAACAUGUUGAGGAUCGCCGAGCCCUACAUCGCUUGGGGGUACCCCAACCUGAAGUCUGUGCGUGAGCUGAUCUACAAGCGUGGCCAUGGCAGGAUGACCAAGCAGCGCAUCGCCCUCACGGACAACGCCCUGAUCGAGAAGGCCCUGGGUAAAUACGGCAUCAUCUGCGUGGAGGACCUGAUCCACGAGAUCUACACGGUCGGAAAGAACUUCAAGCCUGCCAACAACUUCCUGUGGCCCUUCAAACUAUCCACACCCCGCGGCGGCAUGAACAAGAAGACGACUCACUUUGUGGAGGGAGGCGACGCUGGAAACAGGGAAGACCAGAUCAACAGACUCGUCAGGAGGAUGAACUAGAGAAGUGAUGGUUUUUCCACGGGAUUCUGAGCUCUGUACAAUAAAAAAAAACUCAAAAGAAACGGGUUUGACGAA
Oncorhynchus keta (chum salmon) is the source of this 941-nucleotide messenger RNA. RefSeq names its product 60S ribosomal protein L7-like. Gene Ontology annotation, cellular component: cytosolic large ribosomal subunit. Lineage: Eukaryota; Metazoa; Chordata; Actinopteri; Salmoniformes; Salmonidae. Bases 129 to 866 code for a protein of 245 amino acids. Gene Ontology annotation, molecular function: structural constituent of ribosome; RNA binding. The record is from RefSeq and is a predicted model, not a curated record. Gene Ontology annotation, biological process: maturation of LSU-rRNA from tricistronic rRNA transcript (SSU-rRNA, 5.8S rRNA, LSU-rRNA). The transcript is spliced from 7 exons.